Molecule: messenger RNA, 1503 nt
Organism: Euleptes europaea (tarantolino)
Lineage: Eukaryota; Metazoa; Chordata; Lepidosauria; Squamata; Sphaerodactylidae
Product: ceramide kinase-like
Exons: 13
Coding region: 1-1503 (500 amino acids)
Molecular function (GO): kinase activity
Source: RefSeq, a predicted model, not a curated record
AUGGGGCCAGAGCUACUGUGUGUGCGUCAGGGUUUCUGCAUUCCUGUCCAGGAGAUGGUCGCUGUGAGACUUGGAGCACCCAGCGAUGCGAAGGGGGACUUGAGCACUGCCGGGGAUGAAAACCGUUUCACAGUGUUUUUCAUCCAGAGAGAGAAGGAAGAACGGUGGAGCCUGGGAUCUCUGGAGUUCGCUGCCCCACCCGGGUCGGAGCUGGCUGUCCGCUGGGUCGCAGCCUUGGAGAGCUGGAUUUCUCACCACGGCGUCACACGGCCGAAGAGCCUUCUGGUCUUCAUCAAUCCGGUCGGGGGACGCAAGAAGGCCGUGGAGAUCUACCGAGGUCAGGUGGCCUCGCUUUUUGCCCUGGUGGGGAUCCACGCCCAGGUUAUAGAGACCAGCCGAGCGAACGAGGCUCGCGAGUACAUCCUGCAUCAAGACAUCUACAGCUUUGACGGCCUGGUGAGCGUCGGCGGCGAUGGCACCUUCAACGAGGUGAUGCACGCUUUGAUCGAGCGGACGCAGCGCAAGGCCGGGGUCUCGGAGGAGGACAUGGACGCAGAGCUCCUGUCGCCGCACCUUCGUAUUGGCAUCAUACCUGCAGGCUCUACGGACUGUGUCUGCUUUGCAACGGUGGGAAUAAACGACCCGGUCACUUCUGCGCUGCACAUCAUUAUAGGGGACAGCCAGCCCCUGGAUGUCUGCAGCAUUCGGCAUAACGGGAAGCUGCUCCGCUACUCCGUCUCCCUGGUGGGUUACGGGUUUUACGGCGACGUGGUGAGCGCCAGCGAGAAGCACCGGUGGAUGGGGCCGGUGCGCUACACCUAUGCAGGAGCCAAGGCCGUGCUGAGCAAUCGUAGCUACGAAGGCACAGUGGAAUUCCAAGCGGCAAGGCUGGAGGAGGCCAAUCCCCGGGACCAGACACGCUGCCGGUCCGGGUGCCUGAUCUGUUCAGAGUCUAGCAAAAGCCUCUUGGCUGGAAGUGAAGAAGAGAAGCUCUCGGAGUUGGAGGGAUGCUCAGAUGGCGAAUGGCAGCGGGUUCGAGGCCGUUUCUUGGCCGUCAACGUGACUUCCAUGAGCAGCGCCUGCCCCAAGAGCCCGGAAGGCCUGUCCCCCUGCGCCCAUCUGGCUGAUGGAACCACCGACCUCAUCCUUGUGCGCGAAUGCUCCGUGCUCUCGUUCUUGCGCCACCUGACCAGGCACACCAACGGCUCAGACCAGUUCGACUUGCCCUUUGUGAGCGUGCAUCGGGUCCGGGCCGUUCGUUUCACCGCCUCAAAAGCGGAAGACUGCGAGGACAGAGAGAUGCCCGCGCAGGCGCGGAAGGGGCUCUGCACAGGAACGUGCCGGGGAGAGCCGCUGCGCAGCUGCUGGACCUGUGAUGGAGAGAUCUUGGACCACGUCGACAUCAGCAUUAGAGUGCACAGGCGGCUCAUCCACCUCUUUGCCCGGGGCAUCGAGCGGGCGGACUGCACGCCCUGGGAACCUCCGCGAGGAACUAACGGCUGA